Rhopalosiphum maidis (corn leaf aphid) is the source of this 1902-nucleotide messenger RNA. Its product is annotated as inositol-tetrakisphosphate 1-kinase-like. Gene Ontology annotation, cellular component: cytoplasm. Gene Ontology annotation, molecular function: inositol-3,4,5,6-tetrakisphosphate 1-kinase activity; magnesium ion binding; ATP binding. Lineage: Eukaryota; Metazoa; Arthropoda; Insecta; Hemiptera; Aphididae. The transcript has 9 exons. Gene Ontology annotation, biological process: inositol trisphosphate metabolic process. The record is from RefSeq and is a predicted model, not a curated record. Bases 521 to 1594 code for a protein of 357 amino acids.
UACCGGAGUAUCAUCAAAAUAUUACAUUUAUUUAUAAAUUAUCUAGUUUUUCAUAUUAUUAUGUUACAUAAGAUAUUUGCUUGAAAUUUGCAUACAUAAUCUCAUUAUGGUAUCAUAUAUCAUUACAUAAUUAUACACAAAAUAUAUUAUCGUACUUUAUGUAUAAUCGUGAUAAGAUUGAAAAAAAAAGAAGUGAAACCAUCGUCCAUCACAAUAUACUGUGCGAACGGCAAAUAAGCAAGCUAUCAGGUAACGAUUAACAACGCAUACCGCAUACGACACACGGACACGGUGAUGGGCGGUAAACGGCCUUCGAAUCUUAAUGCAGUUGUUUCUCAACACGUAUUUUUCUGGUAAAAUAAUAAUAAUUUGUAUUCGGUCCGAGAUGACGAUCUGUGUAUCACUGCCACAUUUAUGUGUGGACAUGUGAAUCGAGCGCACGCGACUCGCAGUGUGUUAUUGAUCAAGGUAGACGAUAUCAGUGUCAAUCUAGACAUCGUCUAGUAGACUAGUUGUCACGAUGAACGAAAACGACAAGGGCUCGUCGUCGAUGGUCAUCGGAUACUGGAUGUCCGACAGAAAGAGCCAGAAACUCAAUUGGAUCGAGUUUGGAAAAGUGUGCAGGCAGCAUGGAUAUGAAUUAGUGAAAUUGGAUCUUGAAAAACCGUUAGAAGAUCAAGGGCCAUUUGCAGUAAUUUUACAUAAACUUACUGAAAUAAUUGCUAGAAAUGAUGAAAAGGCAAUUCAAAUCAUAGAUAGAAUUGAACAGUAUAUUAAGGAUCAUCCAAAAGUAUUAAUCAUUGAUCCAUUAGAUAGUGUUCGUACCCUGCUCGAUCGCUACAAAACGUAUAAUGUCGUGUUGAACACCACCUUGAACAAUAUUGAUGUUUUUACACCAACAUUUGUGGAAAUUCUGUCAACCAAUGUGAAGGAGAACAUUAAAAAACUAAAAAAUGCUGGAGUCACGUUUCCAUUCAUUUGUAAGCCGUUUGUAGCUCAAGGAACAACUUACUGUCAUCAGAUGUCUGUAAUUUUUAAUGAACGAGGUGUAGCUGAUUGUAAGCCCCCAUGUGUCGCUCAAUCAUUCAUUAAUCACAAUGCAAUUUUGUACAAAUUGUAUGUAGUUGGAGAUCAUUAUCAAAUGGUUGAGAGACCAUCAUUGAAAAAUUUUUAUGCUUCAAAUGAUGACCGUGAUACAAUUACUUUUGAUAGUCACUCGGUGUCUAAAUCAGAUUCAAGUAGCGAACUUAGUGUACUUGACCCUUCUGAAAGUGCCAAAGGAUCUUCCAUAGAUCCAAUCAAAUUGCAUUCUAUUGUCAAAAUUCUUGGCAGUUAUCUAAACAUGUCCCUAUACGGUGUUGAUGUUGUUGUUGAAAAUGAUACCAAUCGGCAUGCAAUUAUUGAUAUUAAUGCAUAUCCUGGUUAUGAUGGAUUUCCAGACUUUUUUGGAAAACUUAUAGACUGUGUAAUAUCAAGACGUGCUCAAUCAGUAUGUUCUAAAGCAUAUUUUGAAGACUCUGGGUUUGAUACUAGUGAUUCAAGCGAUGAAAAAAAAUCUCGCGCCAAACUAAAUUCAAUUAAUCAAUAUAAUUAAAACUGAUCAAUUAUCUUUGCCUAAAAUUUGUAUACUUGUUUUUUGUGUAUACAUUUUAUAUUUCGUCAAUCUGAUUUUUUAAUCUAUUUGAUAAGUUAAAUGUAUUGUUAAUACUUCUAUUAGUUUUUUAAGUGUUUUUUAAAUUAUUGUUUUACAAUCUGAACUGUUUAUGUUGCAGAACACCAAGAUUUUAAGAUAAUCACGCUAAAAAUAAUUGAUAAAAAAUAUUUUUAUACAUAUAUAUUUAUAAUAAAAUAAUACAAAUUAAGUACCUAUGUUUUCCAGUUGAAAUAUAUUUUUCAAACAAU